UGAAUGCUUAUUUUGUUAAUUUAUGUUAUGUUACGAACUUUUGAUUUGUUUCUUCUUCUACUUACUGUUGCGGUAUGUCAAAGGUCAUCAGCUCCACACGCGGGAAUGCAGAUUUGGAGGACGGGACGCGCUGAGUCUGACGGGUACUACUUCUGGUACUAGGAUCCCUACAUGAUAUCAUGAGUACAGUGUCCUCAACCAAGACACCCCUACCCCCGGGGUGGGUGAAGUGCCAUUCCAAGAGCUAUCCAGGCUACUUUUACUACUUCAACUUGAGCACGAGAGCUCGGACAUGGCAGAGGCCAGUCCUGGAAGAUGAGACAAAAAGUCCAGAAGAACCGGAAAGCAAGCAGGAGAAACGAAAGAACCAUGACUCUGGGGUGCACUCUGACAGGGAGGACCAGUUUCCUACCAACGAUGCUGCCAGCGCUGUGUCCAUGACUUCACUGACUAGUGCUUCAGAAAAGGUGUCACAUUACUUCAGCUCCAUGUUAGACAGCAAACCAGGCCCAGGCAGCACAGCAACCCCUUCACAGGCGCCCUCAGUAAGGGGCCAGAAGCGCAAGAUCGAGGAGGAGUUCAGCGACGACGAGAGCAUGCUCUCCCUCGGUGACUUCUCUGUGUCCUCACUGUUGUCUCUCAAGAGCAAGAAGGAUUGCCCUGCAGUUGAGAAAUGGAAACCCCUGCCCAGUGAGACUCCAGCUGCAGCUACGUCAUCCACAGGACAGCAGGCACAGACAGAGAGUGAGCCAAAAACUUCGACAGGCAUGAAGAAACUGACACUGAAGAAAUUGCCACCUAAGCCAUCCACAGUGAGCAGGCCCCCAAGGUCUCCCAUCCAACAACAACAACAGCAGCGCACAGCUAACUCUCCAGGCAGUCCUUCACUGGUACGGAAAGAUGGGCCUUCCAACACCAGCAGUGCACCGGUUGAUAACGGUUUAGACCCCCUCCCCGACUAUGAUGAGGUUGAAGGCUACACUGCACCAGCCCCAAGCAAGGCAAACCACAAGCGGAUGAAAGCCUCCCUGCCUCCAUACGACCUCAGGAACAACAUAACAGGAAAGCCUGUAGAAUUGGUCAAGACAAAGUAUAGACCCAGAGGUCCUUCCAACUAUGUGAAGAACAAGCUGAAAGAAAGGGACCUGCGAGAAAAGCUGCUGAGUAAAUCCAUGCCGCCACCUAUGGGGCCACCUGGUGCAGGUAAUGGACACUUUGCCGUACCGAAGGCCCCAAGGCAAGAUGGCGUCUUCAAAGCGCCAUUUCCUGUGGGCCACAGACAGCACAAGCCCUACCACAGAAACCCAUCCUGGAGGGACCACAACGGAAACCACAACAGGCAGCAGAACUAUUAUAAUCUGGGAGAGGUCUCCUCCCUGGAAAUCACCAUGCCAAACCGCACAGACGAGAACUGGGGUGACAGCCUGACUGUAUGUGAGAGCCCCAAGUUCAGAAGUGGUGAUAUCGACAAGGUGCUGUGUACAGUGGACCAACGGGAUCACAGAAGAGUCGCUCUCCAAGGGGAGGCGAACGCUGCUCUCGGCGGGGAUCCCAACCUACCUCUAGAGAACAACGGAGUGCCUCAGGAGAACUUGGAUGACAUUGUAGAAAUGGACAUUGACAUGGACGUACUGACGGAGCAACGAUUGAUCAACGAGAUCCAGGAAGUUCGCGGGCACCUCUCAACUGAUGCGUCGGCCAGCCGUGGCACCCUCACCAGCAUGCAGGUCGUCCAGAUGGAGUAUAUGGAGACAGAGACCACGGGGGUGCCCGGGGUAGACGGGAACCUGCCUUUGUUUAUUGUGCUGGACACAAAUGUCCUGUUGAACCACCUGAAGUUCCUGGAUGAUCUGAAGGACCAACAGAUCAGCGGUAUGGGCAGACCAGUGCUGGUAGUGCCCUGGGUUGUCAUGCAGGAACUUGAUGCCCUGAAGUCCCAGGACAUGCUGAAUAAGCCAGGCCGGACCCUGAAGCUGGAGACUCAACACCAGGCAGCUCAGGCCGUCAGGUACCUGUACAAGUGCCUACAGAACCGCCACCCCAGGGUCAGGGGACAGACUGCACAGGAGGGGUCUGUAAAGCUGGUAGGCUUUAAUCCCGAGUGUAACGAUGACCGGGUGCUGCAGUGCUGCCUCAUGUACAGCCAGAAGUUCACCGGAGUCAACGUGAUUCUGUUCACCAAUGACAAGAACCUCUGCAAUAAGGCUGUCAUCAACGGCAUGCAGGCCUUCACCAGGGAGACCCUGAUGUCUGGGAUUAAGGCCAUGUACCCAGAGGAUGUUGUCACAUCACCUAUAGUUGCAGGUCCUAAGAACACCAUACCUGUGCCAGCGAAACAGGAACACACGAACCAGACAAGGAGUCCCCGUGCACAUGUGAGCACAACCCCACCCAUGGCUAACCCCUUGAGAGCCACGAGUCCAACCAUGGCUCCCCCCAUGAGAGCCACAUCCCCACCCACGGCUCCCCCCAGGGGGACAGAUCCUACCAGCCGCAGAAAACAAAUGGCUGAUGAUGUGCUGUGUGGUAUGAAGACACUGCUGAAGGCAGUCCUGGCUGUUGUACUGGAGACAGAGAUGAAAGCUGUGUUUGAGGACACCUGGAGCAUGAUUGUUUACCGCAAGCCUCCGUGGUCUCUACAGGAUCUUCUGCUGUGCUUCGACAAGCACUGGAUCGCUGUGUUCGGCAUGUUCCUGAGUCGGGAUGUGAAGGAGCACCUGGACAGCCUGGUGAAGCACUUUACCCGCGGCCGCAGCUACGGAGUGGACCUGCAGGAGACCCUGCAGCUGCUGCAGGAUGCCCUGCAGCUGGUCAGGCAGCUGCACAACCACAGCACAUAUGAUGGGAGCCUGCCUAAGGUGAUCUCUGAGCUGCAGACAGCACAACAGCAGUGUCAGGAGGUGCUGAGUGGGAACAUGUCCUGUCUGACUGUCAAACAACCUGCUGCACCCACACCUGCUGCCCCACAAACCACUCAACAACAGGAGCCGACCAUUGAUCCGGACUUUCCCAUGUGGACGACCUUUGACCUCAUCUGGAAGGCUGUCAGCUACUUCCUAGUGAAGAUUUUUGACGGGCUGGACUACAAACACUCCAUCCCCAGUGUGGAGAACAAGAACAUGCCGGUGGACCUCCCCUCUAGAUAUGAGGCAGUGAGGUUCAUAUUGAAACUCCAUCCACUGCUGGUCAGGGUGGUGCAAGACAUGGAAAACUUUCUGAAGUUGGAGAGAGCAGAGCAGCUCCAACCCCUGGCUACAAGUCUCUGCAACUCCAUCCAUGACUUCCUCAACCAACUGGUGUUCGCCAACAGUGAGCCCAACAGCCUGCAGUAUCCCAUAGUACAGCCGUCUGUGUGUAUGCUGACUCCUGAUCUCCUGAUCAGAUAUGGCAGGGACCCAAAUGCACAGGAGCGUAUCCGCAGGGGACUGCAGCAGAUGUGUACCUACCUGAACCAGCUGGUACAGUGUGCGAAUUUCAUCUAUCCUGAGGCCAGCAAGAACAACUGGUUACAAUAGGCAGCUCUAAGAACCAAACUCUUUAAGUACUUAAAGAAACACAUGUUCUUGGCUUACAAAGGUACAACCCUUUGUUGAAAUACUUUGAUUUCACUAGUUGCCUUUAACAUGUGUCCGUAUGGUGAUUAUUACUUGGAAGGAUGUGAACAGAGCAAUCUGGGACCAGUGUGCUUUGUUACCACAUCUGCACUUUGAAUCUAUCUUCGUACUUGACAGUGCAAGUAUGAAUCUGGUUGGCCUUUAAGUCAACAAAGAAUACUAAGCAGAGAUAGAGGAAGGAAAGGCAAAAUUUAUGUAAGAUUUUUGUUCAACUUGUGUGAGAGCAAACUUGGAUACAUUCCAGGCAAAUUUGGUGGCAUGUAGAGUGGAAAUGCUCAUGUUGAAGGUUUAAUCGUACAACUAGUCAUGCCAAACCUUUUCCUGAAGUGCAAUUGUAUGGACACAAGUCAUAAUUGUUGUCUGGAACGUGAGGAAGCAAACUCAUGUUCUUCGGGCAUCCUGCAAUGUGAAGCCACUGUUAUGUAAGCCAUAUCUUUCAGAAGAAAUGAAAGACAACGAAGGGGAAAAUUUGGCAAUGUAGAUUGGUUGGUGUAGAUGGCACCAAUAUUAUACAGCUUUGCUGAAGAUAACAUUUUUUGAAGGCGAGAAAGACCUAUGUUUCAUUGAUGAAAGAAGGAAAAAAACUUGGGUACUAGGUG
This is a messenger RNA of Branchiostoma floridae (Florida lancelet), 4213 nucleotides long. RefSeq names its product transcriptional protein SWT1-like. Gene Ontology annotation, molecular function: protein binding. Gene Ontology annotation, cellular component: nucleus. Bases 180 to 3515 code for a protein of 1111 amino acids. The transcript has 17 exons. The record is from RefSeq and is a predicted model, not a curated record. NCBI's taxonomy places the organism in Eukaryota, Metazoa, Chordata, Leptocardii, Amphioxiformes, Branchiostomatidae.